Molecule: messenger RNA, 2397 nt
Organism: Brassica napus (rape)
Lineage: Eukaryota; Viridiplantae; Streptophyta; Magnoliopsida; Brassicales; Brassicaceae
Exons: 3
Coding region: 1-2397 (798 amino acids)
Molecular function (GO): zinc ion binding
Source: RefSeq, a predicted model, not a curated record
AUGCAUAUCUAUACAACAUGUGGUGUUUGGGAGUUUGGAGCAACCACGGGAUGGGUUUUUACGGCUGAUGAGAGAGGGGCUAGGCUACUGUUAUUGGAAUCAACUUCUACCUUAGAGGUUUUUAAAAGAAUGGUUUUGGAAGAUUUUGAUAUGGAAGAAGAUAGCUUACCCGAUUUGGAGUUGAGUUAUCUACCUAAUGAGUUGAUCAAUACAUCAACUUGUCCGCCUGUGAUCAUUGCAAAUGAUCGACAGCUUCAGAAUUUUGUUGGUUUUGUUCAAAAGUGUGUUUCUACUCGAUUGUGUGUAACAUCUAAAGCCAAAGUUGAGAAUCUGAAUGAACCAGACUUUGAUCUUAACAAGUCGCCAGCUGAUUCAACUACUGCUCAAGAGGAGGGAAACUCGGUUGAUAGGGGGAAUGAACCAGCUCCUGUGUUUGUUGAGAGGCAGUGCGAGGAAAAGAAAGAAAAGAUUAGAAGAGUCGAAGUUGAUGAGGAUGCCUAUCAUGCCGAUACCAUGAUCUCGGCCAAAGAGGACGUACAUAAGAUGUCAAAGUUUUCUGUGCUCAAUGUUGUUAAGAAGGGACAAUUGUUUGAGAACAAAACUUUGCUGAAGGCGACUUUCGAGAUAUGUGCAAUGAAGCAUAACUUUCACUAUGAGGUUAUCAAAACGGAUAGACAACUUUGGUACGUUAGAUGUGAGGAUAAUGCAUGCAAUUGGUGUGUUCGAGCAGAGUGUUUGCAGGAUUCUGAAUAUUUCAUUAUCAAAAAGUAUGUCGGUGAACAUACAUGUGCACCUUCAAACAAAACCAAACCGGGUAGGACUGCUUCGGCCAAAACUAUAGGCAGUCUGAUUAUGCAUAGGUAUGAAGGGGUUAAGGAAGGGCCGAAAUGCAAUGAUAUAAUACAGAUUAUGCUUAUGGAUCAUGGCUGUGAGAUCACGAAAUCUUUAGCAUGGGAUGCUCGUGAAUAUGCGGUUAAUGCUGUUAGAGUUAUACCAGAGAGAAGUUAUGGAAAAAUACCGAAAUACUUGCACAUGCUCAGAGAGGCUAAUCCGGGAACACAUUCAUCGUAUGAGAUUGACAGCAAAGGGAGAUUUCGGUACCUGUUUAUUGCAUUUGGGCAAUCGCUACGAGGAUUUAACAGAGUCAUAAGGAGGGUUAUUGUGGUUGAUGGCACUUUUCUGAAGAACAAAUACAAAGGAGUUCUAUUGGUUGCAACUGCUGUAGACGGAAAUUCUAAUUUGUAUCCUCUUGCAUUCGGAGUAGUCGACUCAGAGAAUGAAAAUUCUUGGGAAUGGUUUAUGAGACAACUAAAUAGUGUCAUUGCUGAUGAUCAUCAUUUGGCUUUCAUUUCGGACAGACAUGCGGCCAUUGCUAAGGCGCUUGAGACUGUGUAUCCAACAGCUAAACAUGGUAUUUGCAUUCAUCAUUUGUUGAAUAAUGUGGUAACAUAUUACCAUGGGAAAGGACUUGUUGGGUUGGUUGCAAAGGCGUCCAAGGUUUAUAGAGUUGCUGAGUUUGAAAAGAUAUUUGCUAAUGUGUGUAAUAUCAGUCCGGCAAUUGGAAAAUACCUAAGGGAUGCUGAAGUCCAAAAGUGGGCAAGAUGUCAAUUCUCUGGAUAUAGAUAUGACAUAAGGACAACAAACCCUGCCGAAUCCAUCAACUCUGCUUUGCGUUCGCCGAGAGAGUAUCCAAUCAUUCCCUUGUUGGACAGUAUCAGAGAAAUGCUGACUCGGUGGUUUUAUAACCGUAAGAAAAAGAUUUCAAAGCAUAAUCAUCCUCUUACCGAAGAUGUGGAGAAAAAGAUUGAAAGGAGAACCGAGAAAGGCAAAAGAUUUGCAGUUUACCCUGUCAGCGAUGGUCGCUUGCUUGUUAGAGGUGAUAAAAUCGACUGCUUAGUUGAUUUGGAUAGACGUACUUGCUCAUGUGGGAAGUACAACCUGAUGAAGAUACCUUGUCGGCACGCAAUUAAAGCUGGGUUUCAUGUUGGCAGACAGCCACACACAUUAACUGAUUUAUUUUACACUACAGAAGCUUGGCGAGAAGCUUAUCAUGAAAGCAUCAAUCCUAUUGCUGUUCCUGAGGAUGCUUGGUCCAUGCCAGAAGAUGUUGUCGUGGACAAUGUGCUACCACCAGAGUCAAGAAAAUCAGUUGGAAGGAAUAGAAAACGGAGAUAUGAAACUGUUGAAGAUAAACUUCGGUCAUCGCAAACAUCACAAAAGAGGCAGCCUCGCAAGUGUAGUAGAUGUGGUAUUAGUGGGCACAACAGAGCAACUUGUAUUGAUGUUUCUGUUACAGGUUGGUCUGUUCAAAUCUUCAAUCUCUUCUACAAUUCUCCCUUGCUCAGCCUCUACCCUUCGAAUCUCAUCAAGCAAGGCGUCAUCAACCCACUUAAAUAA